AGCGCACGUGUUUAAAAGUAUCACCAUGAAAGUGAAGAGGCGAAACAAAUUGCUCAAAUAUUUGGAUUUCUACAAGCUAAAUUAUGGCUUCAGACAGCCUUAUCAAGUUCUUGUGGAUGCUACUUUCUGCCACCAUGCACUCAGUAAGAAAAUCAAAAUAAAUGAUCAAAUCAAGAAUUACCUGGGCGCCGAAGUGAAGUUCAUCACCACUAGAUGCUGCAUUAUGGAGACUGAGAGCUUGGGAGCCACAUUCUCCAAGACAACCUUUGUCUUAAAGUCUUUCGCUGUCCACAAGUGCAAUCAUGAUAGUGAGAAGAUUUCCGGAUCAGCUUGCAUCAAGUCUUUGGCGCCCCAAAGUCACUACAUCGUAGCCACUCAAGACAAGAGCUUGCAAAAGUGGUGCAGGAGACGUCCGGGACAACCUCUGUUAUAUUUCCAUGGUGUGACACCUGUUUUUGAGGCGCCGUCGGACACUACAAAAGCCUCCAUAAACGAACAACUUGAAAGGCAACUCAACGACCUAGGAACUCUGAAAGUAGAACCCAAGGAAGUCCAGAAAAUCAAAAAGAAGAGGAAAAAGAAUCCAAAUCCUCUGUCCUGUUUGAAAAAGAAGAAAAAGCCUAAUCAGGAACAGUUAAUCAACACUGAAAACAACAAUAAACGGAAGAGAAUUAAAAUACCGCAGCACGUCAAGGAACAUCUCAGAAAGACAUCCUAAAAUUAAUGUGCGAAAUAUUUAUUUG
Phlebotomus argentipes is the source of this 743-nucleotide messenger RNA. Its product is annotated as rRNA-processing protein UTP23 homolog. Gene Ontology annotation, cellular component: nucleolus; small-subunit processome. Bases 26 to 718 code for a protein of 230 amino acids. The record is from RefSeq and is a predicted model, not a curated record. NCBI's taxonomy places the organism in Eukaryota, Metazoa, Arthropoda, Insecta, Diptera, Psychodidae. The transcript is spliced from 2 exons. Gene Ontology annotation, molecular function: small ribosomal subunit rRNA binding.